UUGAUAAACGAAACAGAGUACAACUGAAUAUCAUUCUUCUUAAAUUUUGUAAUCUAUAAUAAAAUCUGAUGAAAAAUACAAAGCUCAGGAGCUAUAGUUAACAAUGUUUCAAUUAGCUUUGAACCAUAUUGUCUUGGGAGCGUUUGCCGCCAUUGCGAGUAGUUUGGUCGGCAUGACAACCUACCGCACCGUCACCCUAGAGCAGGACACAGUGGUCGACUUCAUCGUGGUUGGUAGCGGCAGCGCAGGCAGCGUCGUGGCCUCGCGACUCUCCGAGAACCCGAACUGGGAGGUGCUGGUGCUGGAGGCUGGGGGGCAGCCGCCCCCGGAGAGCAAAGUGCCUGGUCUGAGCAGCUACGGCUUGUUAUCUGAGAGCAAAUAUAAUUACGAUUACAAAGUUGUUACGCAACGACACGCUCUGCUUAACUACGUCAAUCAGGGAAACUUCUACCCCAGAGGGAAGGUUAUCGGCGGGACAAGUACAAUAAAUUUCAUGGUCUACUUCCGAGGCAACAGAAAAGACUACGACAGAUGGGCUGGGAUGGGAAACACUGGCUGGGACUACGAUUCUGUUCUACCGUUCUUUAAAAAAAUUGAAAACUACAAAGGAAAACAUGCUAAAAAAUAUGCAAAGUAUCACGGGCGAACAGGCCCCCUGUCCGUAGAAAGCAUGCGAUGGGACUCUCCGUUCACCAAAUACUUCAUGGCGGCUGGUAAAGAGCUCGGACUCAAACAAGUGGACUUUAAUUCUGAGUACCAUGUUGGUGAGUGA
Hyalella azteca is the source of this 772-nucleotide messenger RNA. RefSeq names its product glucose dehydrogenase [FAD, quinone]-like. NCBI's taxonomy places the organism in Eukaryota, Metazoa, Arthropoda, Malacostraca, Amphipoda, Hyalellidae. The coding region runs from base 104 to 772 and encodes 222 amino acids. The transcript has 4 exons. Gene Ontology annotation, molecular function: ecdysone oxidase activity; flavin adenine dinucleotide binding. The record is from RefSeq and is a predicted model, not a curated record.